AUGUCAUCGGACAAGGUUCUGUACAGGCUGGAGCAGCCCCACGGUCCGGGGAGAACGUACAUGAGCUGGCGCCCGGGCAACAGCACCCACCUGGCGACCACGGGAUGCGACACGACAGUCGCCAUAGUCGACCGGCAAGGGGAGCUCCAGGAGCGCAUCCAACUGCCCGGUCUGUGCUCGGGUUUCGGCUGGGACGCCGACGGUGACGUGUUGGCCGCGGUGUCGAGCAGCUCCUCGGUCAUCGUACUGUGGGACGCCACGACCGGCAAAAGGUCCCAAAUCGACGCCGGGGUCAGGGACGGCCUCUGCUGCAUGAAGUGGGCCAAGCGUCACAGCGUCCUGGCCGUGGGCACCCACAAGGGCAACCUCGUCAUCUACGACCACCGGAACGCAAAGAGGGUGCCGAUUUUGGGAAAGCACAGGAAAAAAAUCACCUGCGCCGCUUGGUCGAUGGAGGGUCUGUUGGCCCUGUCCGGCGAGGACAGAAUACUGAGCGUCAGUACGAGCGACGGGGACACCAGACGGGAAGUGGAACUGCACGGCGACCCCUCCAACAUCCAGUUCGGGGAGAUGAAGACGGACCAAAGGGCCGGCGGGGAGAACACCGUGUCGCUGAUCGUGGGCAAGUCCACCCUGUACCUCUACAACAUCUUGGAUCCGGACAAUCCGAUAGAGCUGACGUUCCAAAAAAGAUACGGCCCCAUAGUGUCCUACAGAUGGUACGGGGAUGGUUACAUUUUGCUGGGUUUCGAAGCCGGCUACAUAUCGGCCAUCUCGACCCACAUAAAGGAAGUGGGCCAGGAGUUGUUCCAAGUGAAGAACCACCGGGACUCCCUGAACGACAUCGACGUCAACCAAGCGAUAGGCAAGGUCGUGACGUGCGGCGACAACAAUUUAAAAAUACACAAUCUGCAAAAUUGCGAGGAAACGGAGAAGGUGAUAACGGUGAGCGGCGAAACCGGGGUGAGCCUGGUGUCGUGGUCCAUGGACGGUUCGAUGCUCGCGGCUGUCACUCACAGCGGCAACGUCCUCAUAUACUUGGCUCGGAUCCCAAAGUUGAUGAGCGUAUGCGGCAACAGGAUCGCCGUGCUCGCCAGUUUGACCGAGGUAGCCGUGUACUUGUACACUUUGGACAAGACGCAGGCGCAACCACAAAUAAUCAACACCAUCAUAGAGCCGUCGAUCGUUAGCAUCGGUCCGUUGCACGUGGCAGUUGCGCUGAACAACAGAGCCCUAUUUUGGAACUUGAGCGUCGGGCAAAACACCAGCGCGUCCAUGGUACACUUUGAAAGAGAUUACUUGGCCUCCGUCGAGUCGAUGAACAUGAACGAAGUGUACGCUUCGGUGCUCUUUGACGGCAAGCUUCAAUUGCAUUCGAUCAAAAGUGACAGCAGUCUCAUGAGCGCUGGAAAAGACUCGAAAAUGUUCCCGGACCACAGUGCCCUGAGCUCAAGGAUCACGUGCCACGCCCUGUCUGCCGAUUUCUUGGUCUACGGAGACGACCUCGGCGACAUCGUGUACUUUCACCUGGAGGAAUUCAAGCGAGCCACCAAACUCUCGCACAACAACGGCAUCAAGCAAUUGUACCUGGACGCCAACGGUUCCCUGCUGAGUUUCAUCGACAGCAAGCUCGAAGCCUUCGUGUGGGAUCCCAUCAACGAGGCGAGCUACUACGCUCCCGACUGUCCCGACUCCGUCCAAGGCAUCCUUUGGGACCAGAACCUCGACGAGCGCACGAUUUUCGCUGCCUACAACGGCACCACCGUGGCCACGUACGCGUUCAUGAGGUACCACGUGAACGGCACUAGGGUGAACAAGAUCAGCGAGACCAAGCUACCCUCCGACACGAUGCCGGCGCUCAUGUACUCGGGCGAGGUGACUUUGACGACGGCGGGCAGCAAAUUGAUACAGAUCACUUUGUCGUCGCACGAGGACAUCGGGAACGUCAACGACAAGAAGAAGUUGCGCGAAAUUCUCGGGAAACAGAUGGCGUGCGAAAGGCUCCAACAAGCAUGGGAGACCUGCCUCAAACUCAACGACGAAAGCGACUGGAUAAAACUGGGCGAGGGCGCGCUCAUGAAUCUGGAACUGGAAACAGCUAUGAAAGCUUACCGACGAAUCGAGAACGCCUCGAUGGUUUGGGCGAUACAAAAGCUGGAGAACGUUUGUGAAUUGGCGUUGCUAAAUGGUCACGUGUGCACCUUGCUGGGCAAGCACGACGAGGCGGAAAAGUACUUUUUGCAGUCUUCGGAGCCCGUGGAAGCUCUCAACUUGAGGAGGGAUCUCAUGCAGUGGGUGCAGGCACUGAAUUUGGCUCAAACUCUGAAACCCGAUGAGAUACCGUUCAUCGCCAAAGAAUACGCUCAACAGCUGGAAUUCACGGGAAACUACCCUAAAGCUCUGAGUAAUUACGAGCGUGGACUGUCGGGAACAAGCGAUGCCCUACUAAAGCAAAACCCAAACCACAAGAUCCAGUGUUUGGCAGGUAUAGCGCGCACGUCGAUCAGGUGUGGGGACAGUCGCAGAGGCGUCUCCAUCGCCAUGGAACACGACAGCCCGCGCUACCUGAGAAAAGAGUGCGCCGAGAUCUUGGAGAGCAUGAAGCAAUUCAACGAGGCUGCCCAGCUGUACGAGAAGGCAGAGUACUUCGACAAGGCUGCGUCGGCGUACAUAAAGUUGAAAAAUUGGCAAAAAGUCGGGCAGCUUUUAUCACAGACAUCCUCGCCAAAGAUCAACGUACAAUACGCCAAGGCCAAGGAAGCCGAGGGAAAGUACGAAGAGGCGGCCAAAGCAUACGAGACUGCCAAGGAUUACGACAACAUUAUUCGCAUCAACUUGGAGCACCUCAACAAUCCUGCUCGAAGCGUCGAAGUUGUCCAACAGACCAAGAGCAUCGAGGGAGCGAAGAUGGUGGCUCGAUUUUUCCAAAAAAUGAACGACUACAAUUCCGCCAUAAAGUUCUUGAUACUGUCCAACUGCCACGACGAAGCCUUCCAGCUUGCGAGUCAGCACAGCAAGAUGGAACUGUACGGUGAGAUUCUGGCCAACGAGGUGGACGACGCCAACGUGAAAAAGGAGGAUUUCCGAAGCCUCGCCAUGUACUUUGAGUCCCAGCAAAACAGCCUCUUGGCUGGCAAGUAUUACUACUACGCCAAAGAACACCACAAGGCCUUGAAGUACUUGUUGAAAGCCGCGCAGUUGACGACCGACGACGACGAGGCACUGAACUUGGCUAUCGAAACGGUUGCUUCCUCUCGGGAUGAGAGAUUGGCCCAUCAACUGAUAGAUUUUCUCUUGGGUGGCGACGGCUUGCCAAAGGAUCCAAAGUACCUGUUUCGUUUGUACAUGGCUCGCAAGCAGUACCGCGAGGCAGCGAAAACUGCGGUUAUCAUCGCCAACGAGGAGCAAAUCAACGGCAAUUACAGAAACGCGCACGACGUUCUGUUUAGCAUGUACCAAGAGUUGAAGCGCAACAAGAUCAACGCGCCCCUCGAGAUGCAAACCAACAUGCGGCUCUUGCACUCUUAUAUACUGGUGCGGCUGCACGUCAAGAGAAACGACCACCUGAAAGGGGCCAGAAUGCUGAUCAGGGUGGCCAACAAUAUCUCGAAAUUCCCAGCUCAUGUCGUGCCGAUCCUGACAUCGGCGGUAAUCGAGUGCCAUCGCGCGGGUCUCAAGACCGACGCUUUCAAUUUCGCCGCGAUGCUGAUGCGACCAGAGCACAGGAAUCACAUCGACGCAAAGUACAGCAAGAAAAUCGAGGCUAUUGUGAGGAAGCCACCGCGUACCAAAGAGAAGGAAGAAGACGAGCCUCUCACGAGCUGUCCCUACUGCAAGAGCCGACUUCCCGAGACGGAGGUCAAUUGUGACAUGUGCAAAAACACGAUUCCCUUUUGCAUAGCUACGGGCCGGCACAUCGUGGAAGAUGACUUUACCGCCUGUCCGAAGUGCGACUUUCCAGCCAUAAGGAGCGAGUUCUUGAAGAUCGUCGAGACUGAGGAAACUUGUCCCAUAUGCUCGGAGCGCGUCGACCCGAAGAGCGUACCCAACAACCUGGACAUCCACCCGUACCUCUAUUUCCACAGCAACAACGAAACCGUAGAUACUUGAUAGUUGUUCCUGAUGCGUACCGCAUGGUAUACAUAUACGACAGCAAUCACGAGAAGAGAUCGAGGAAGCGGGAAAUACUAAAGGAUUACUCGAUCUCGAGGACCUCCAAACGA
This is a messenger RNA of Copidosoma floridanum, 4223 nucleotides long. RefSeq names its product intraflagellar transport protein Oseg6 (gene Oseg6). Gene Ontology annotation, molecular function: protein binding. Gene Ontology annotation, biological process: intraciliary retrograde transport; cilium assembly. Lineage: Eukaryota; Metazoa; Arthropoda; Insecta; Hymenoptera; Encyrtidae. The record is from RefSeq and is a predicted model, not a curated record. Gene Ontology annotation, cellular component: intraciliary transport particle A; cilium.